AUGGAUGCAAAAAAGCCAAACAAAGGCAGUUUUAAAUCCUUCCCAACAUUGAAAUCAAAAAAGAAACCAAAUCUCACCUUUGUAAAGGAUACAAACACCAACAUUACUUCACUCCCUUUGGUGGAUACCAAGGGGAAGAACAACAUGGUUAACUUCCCACACAUCAGCAACAACAUCCUGCUGAAGCCACCUCUGCUGUAUACGGAGAAUCAAAAUCAGAAUCAGAUUCUGGCCUCUGAAGACAGGGCUUCAGAAAUGUCUUCCCUUUCAAGCACCAACUCCCAAGAUUCCAAGUCCAAUGAGAAGCCACAAAGGAAGCACAAGGUGCCUCUGACAGCAGCAGAGGCCCUAAGGUGUUUUAGGAAUCAACUGUCUUCUUAUGAGCAAAGUGAAAUCCUGGGCUACACAGAGCUGUGGUUCCUGGGGCUCAAAGCCAAGAAGCUCCAAGUGGCUCCUGAGAAAUUCAGCAAGAUGAGCUUUGAUGAUGAACAUGGCUCCUAUAUGAAGGUCCUGCAUGACCACAUUGCCUACCGCUACGAGGUUCUGGAGAUGAUUGGGAAAGGGUCAUUUGGACAGGUGGCCAAGUGCUUGGAUCACAAAAACAAUGAGUUGGUGGCCUUGAAAAUCAUCAGGAACAAGAAGAGAUUUCACCACCAGGCCCUGGUGGAGCUGAAGAUCCUGGAAACUCUUAGAAGGAAGGACAAGGACAACACCUACAAUGUGGUGCACAUGAAGGACUUUUUCUACUUCCGCAACCACCUCUGCAUCACCUUCGAAUUGCUGGGAAUCAACUUGUAUGAGUUAAUGAAGAAUAAUAGCUUUCAAGGCUUCAGUCUUACAGUAGUUCGGCGCUUCACCCUCUCUGUUUUGAAGUGUUUACAAAUGCUUUAUCUAGAGAAGAUCAUUCACUGCGAUCUCAAACCUGAAAAUAUUGUGUUAUACCAGAAAGGCCAAGUCUCUAUUAAAGUUAUUGACUUUGGAUCAAGCUGUUUUGAGCAUGAGAAAGUGUACUCGUACAUCCAAAGCCGGUUCUACCGAUCGCCAGAGGUGAUUCUGGGCCAUCCCUACAACAUGGCCAUUGACAUGUGGAGCCUGGGAUGUAUCAUGGCUGAGCUGUACACGGGCUGCCCUCUGUUCCCCGGGGAGAAUGAAAUGGAGCAGCUGGCCUGCAUCAUGGAGGUGCUGGGCCUGCCGCCAACUCAAUUCAUUGAGACAGCCUCCAGGAAACAGACAUUCUUUGAUCCCACAGGUUUUCCUAAAAAUAUAACUAACAAUAGGGGGAGAAAAAGAUACCCGGAUUCCAAGGAUCUCACGAUGGUGCUGAAAACCUAUGACUCCAGCUUCCUGGACUUUCUCAGAAGGUGUUUGGUAUGGGAACCUUCUCUUCGCAUGACCCCUGACCAGGCUCUCAAGCAUGCUUGGAUUCAUGAGUCACGGAGUUUCAAAGCACGGCCCAGGCCCCAGACCCUGAGGAAACUCAAUCUCCCUUUAUCCUCUGAGGCAAGAAAAGACAAGGUUCAAGGCCAUCACCACUUGAAUAAAAAAGCAGAUAUGAUCACCAAAGAAGAGGCCAAAAACAAAACAAAAGAUGGCACCAACAAGCAGUUUCAAAAUUCAGGUGAUCAGCAGGGCUCUCUCCAGCAUGCAGCUGAAGUUGUCCAGUUGCCUCACAUAGCAGAAGCUUCCAGUAAACCAGAGGCAGUUGUCAGGUCUGAGGAAUCCGCGACCUCCACAGAGCAAAGCAAGAAGUCCUCCCCCAAGAACAUAAGCAUUUUACCACCUAUUGUAUGA
Messenger RNA from Pipistrellus nathusii (Nathusius's pipistrelle), 1791 nucleotides. Lineage: Eukaryota; Metazoa; Chordata; Mammalia; Chiroptera; Vespertilionidae. The record is from the annotation of a GenBank genome assembly.